Saccharomyces cerevisiae S288C is the source of this 2700-nucleotide messenger RNA. It is a transcript of the gene UTP14, whose product is annotated as Utp14p. Gene Ontology annotation, biological process: rRNA processing. Lineage: Eukaryota; Fungi; Ascomycota; Saccharomycetes; Saccharomycetales; Saccharomycetaceae. The record is from RefSeq and is marked reviewed. The coding region runs from base 1 to 2700 and encodes 899 amino acids. Gene Ontology annotation, cellular component: nucleolus; small-subunit processome. The transcript has a single exon.
AUGGCAAAAAAGAAAUCUAAGAGCAGAUCCAAGAGUUCUAGAAGAGUUUUGGAUGCUUUGCAACUUGCUGAGAGAGAAAUUAAUGGUGAAUUCGAUAACUCCAGCGACAAUGACAAAAGACAUGAUGCUCGUCGUAAUGGUACAGUUGUCAACUUGUUAAAAAGGUCAAAAGGUGACACUAACAGUGAUGAAGAUGAUAUCGAUUCUGAGUCGUUUGAAGAUGAGGAGUUGAACUCUGAUGAAGCGUUGGGCUCUGAUGAUGACUAUGACAUUUUGAAUUCCAAAUUCUCACAAACUAUUCGUGACAAGAAGGAGAAUGCAAACUACCAAGAAGAAGAGGAUGAAGGUGGGUAUACUUCCAUUGAUGAAGAAGAUUUGAUGCCACUGUCUCAAGUGUGGGACAUGGAUGAGAAAACCGCACAGAGUAACGGCAAUGAUGACGAAGACGCUUCUCCACAAUUAAAAUUGCAAGAUACAGAUAUAAGUUCCGAAUCAAGCAGUUCCGAAGAAAGCGAAUCGGAAUCUGAAGAUGAUGAAGAGGAAGAGGAUCCCUUCGACGAAAUAUCUGAAGAUGAAGAAGACAUCGAAUUGAAUACAAUUACCUCAAAACUGAUUGAUGAAACCAAAAGUAAAGCUCCAAAGAGACUAGAUACGUAUGGCUCAGGUGAGGCCAAUGAGUAUGUUUUGCCCUCUGCAAAUGCAGCUAGUGGAGCUUCUGGGAAAUUGAGUUUGACGGAUAUGAUGAACGUUAUUGAUGACAGGCAAGUUAUUGAAAACGCUAACUUGCUUAAGGGUAAGUCGUCGACGUAUGAAGUUCCGCUACCACAACGUAUCCAACAAAGACACGAUCGUAAGGCAGCAUACGAGAUCUCUAGGCAAGAAGUGAGUAAGUGGAAUGAUAUCGUCCAACAGAACAGAAGGGCUGAUCAUUUAAUCUUCCCGCUGAACAAACCCACCGAACAUAACCACGCCUCGGCUUUCACUAGAACUCAAGAUGUUCCUCAAACAGAAUUACAGGAGAAGGUAGAUCAAGUUCUUCAAGAGAGUAAUUUAGCGAACCCAGAAAAAGACUCAAAGUUUGAAGAGUUGAGCACUGCUAAAAUGACACCCGAGGAGAUGAGAAAGAGGACUACCGAAAUGAGAUUGAUGAGAGAAUUGAUGUUUAGAGAAGAAAGAAAAGCUAGGAGGUUGAAGAAAAUAAAAUCUAAGACAUAUCGUAAGAUCAAGAAAAAGGAAUUGAUGAAAAAUAGAGAGCUAGCUGCUGUUUCCAGCGACGAAGACAACGAAGAUCAUGAUAUCGCUAGGGCUAAAGAAAGAAUGACUCUAAAACACAAGACAAAUUCCAAGUGGGCUAAAGAUAUGAUCAAACAUGGUAUGACAAAUGACGCUGAAACCAGAGAAGAAAUGGAAGAGAUGCUAAGACAAGGUGAACGUUUAAAGGCAAAAAUGUUGGAUAGAAAUUCUGAUGAUGAAGAGGAUGGUCGUGUGCAAACAUUAAGUGAUGUUGAAAAUGAGGAGAAAGAGAAUAUAGACUCAGAAGCAUUGAAGAGUAAAUUGGGUAAAACUGGCGUAAUGAAUAUGGCCUUUAUGAAGAAUGGUGAAGCUAGAGAAAGAGAGGCGAACAAAGAAACCUUACGUCAAUUAAGGGCCGUUGAAAAUGGUGAUGAUAUUAAGCUCUUCGAAAGUGACGAGGAAGAGACGAAUGGAGAGAAUAUUCAAAUAAAUAAGGGCAGAAGAAUAUAUACCCCAGGUUCCUUGGAAUCCAACAAAGACAUGAAUGAACUAAAUGACCACACUAGAAAAGAGAAUAAAGUUGACGAAUCAAGAAGUUUGGAAAACCGACUAAGGGCCAAGAAUAGUGGGCAAUCGAAAAAUGCAAGAACUAACGCAGAAGGCGCAAUAAUUGUGGAGGAGGAAAGUGAUGGUGAACCUCUUCAAGACGGUCAGAAUAAUCAACAGGAUGAAGAAGCAAAAGAUGUUAAUCCUUGGUUAGCUAAUGAAAGUGAUGAAGAACACACUGUCAAGAAACAAUCUUCCAAAGUUAACGUUAUUGACAAAGACAGUUCUAAAAAUGUUAAGGCCAUGAACAAAAUGGAGAAAGCUGAGCUAAAGCAAAAGAAAAAGAAGAAAGGUAAGUCAAACGAUGAUGAAGAUCUCUUGUUGACGGCGGAUGAUUCUACACGGCUAAAGAUAGUCGAUCCAUAUGGUGGUUCUGAUGACGAACAAGGGGAUAAUGUAUUCAUGUUCAAGCAGCAAGACGUCAUUGCGGAAGCCUUUGCUGGCGACGACGUGGUAGCAGAAUUUCAGGAGGAAAAGAAACGUGUCAUUGAUGAUGAAGAUGAUAAAGAAGUUGAUACCACUUUACCUGGUUGGGGUGAAUGGGCCGGUGCAGGUUCUAAACCAAAAAAUAAGAAGCGUAAAUUCAUCAAAAAGGUUAAGGGUGUUGUUAAUAAAGACAAAAGAAGAGAUAAGAAUCUACAAAAUGUGAUCAUAAAUGAAAAAGUUAAUAAGAAAAACUUGAAAUACCAAUCUUCAGCGGUACCAUUCCCAUUCGAAAAUAGAGAACAAUAUGAAAGAUCUUUACGUAUGCCGAUAGGUCAAGAAUGGACAUCCAGAGCAUCUCAUCAAGAGCUUAUCAAACCGAGAAUCAUGACUAAGCCAGGCCAAGUUAUUGAUCCUUUGAAGGCACCAUUUAAGUAA